Verruconis gallopava is the source of this 1192-nucleotide messenger RNA. RefSeq lists its product as uncharacterized. Lineage: Eukaryota; Fungi; Ascomycota; Dothideomycetes; Venturiales; Sympoventuriaceae. The transcript has a single exon. The record is from RefSeq and is a predicted model, not a curated record. Bases 212 to 1156 code for a protein of 314 amino acids.
AGCAGGUUGUCCAAAACGAAAUUGAAUCAUUUUAUCGUUUGGUGUCCAGACAGAGCAUGUCAGUGAUGUCUCGUGCUCAGCAUGCAAGCUACAGCUCGUAUUCGGCAAGAGCUGAGUGCACACUUUUAACUGCAGUAUUUCCUUUCAACCUUCCACAUGAAUCCAGACCGGCCCUCUAUCUUUAGGAGUUGAUAAAUUCAACGAAAUACAUAUGUCUCGUCUGUUGUUUACAUUUUCCCCGUUACCUUUACUUCUGUGGUGGCUUUGGACAUUUAUUUCAAUGCCCAUGUCCCCAAAUGUCGCCAAGCUCUAUGAAUUCCCUAGAGGCGCAUGGAUCGAGAAUAUCGCUGUUCGCGGAAACGGAAAUCUUGUUGUCGUACGCUUCGAUCAGCCUGAGGUAUUCGAGAUUGAAAUGGACGUCUCGCCUCCACGUUCACGGCUUAUAGCGCGUUUUGAAGAGUAUAAAGGCAUUCAAGGCAUUGCCGAAAUAGAGCCGGAUAUCUUCGCAGUCAUGCCUUUCAAAGGAUCCACAUAUUCACUCUGGACGGUCAAUCUGGGAUCAGAAGGGCUGAAAACAGAGGUGAUAUCACAUAUUCCAGAUGUAGGCAUGUUGAAUGGUUUGACGAAGCUGUCACCGUCAACUUUGCUCGCAAGCGAUACCAAAAGAGGUGCCAUCAUGCGCCUAGAUAUCGCCAGAAAGUCUUCGUCUACUGCUAUCAAGGAUGACUCCAUGGCUGGGUUGCGGUUCUUGGGAAUCGGUAUCAAUGGUGUCCGAGUUCGAGAUAGCAUGGUGUACUACACAAACUUAUGGAAAGGAACACUAUGCAAGAUUUCAGUUAAUCCUAUUACAGCUACUCAGAUAGGGACCCCUCAAGUCGUAGCGACAAAUUUGGGGAUCCUGGACGAUCUUGCGAUUGAUAAAGACAAUCAACAAUUGUACGUCAUGCAAUACCUGGCAGGCACAAUCACGCGAGUUCAGGAAGAUGGGACGAAGGAAGUCGUUGCAAAGGGCCUUAAAUACAUAACUUCUGCACAAUUCGGCAGGCGAGAGAAGGAUCGUAAUGUCUUGUAUGUCAGCAGUAGUGGGAAUCCCUUGGGACAAGCUUUCAAGGGAGCUUUUGAAGGGGGAAAAGUGUAUGCAGUCCAUUUGGAAUAGCCGGCACCCGUUGCCAACGGAAUUGAGACUUUGCAG